UUUCAUUUCCCUCCUUCAAGCCUUCGACGCGACAAACACUCGGAGCAGAGACCGAUACGUCGGCGUCUGCCUCUGCCGUCAACCGGAUUCUUCUCCGCAGAGUGAGAGUUUUCCGACGAAGACAGAAGCCCCAUUUUUUCAGUUCACUUUAAGUUUUGAGAGUAAAGAAGCAGCUUUGCUAAAGGAGAUCGGAUUGCAUGAAGGCUAGAUUUUCCACGAGUCAUCGGUCGUAUCUGACUCUUCGGACUCUUCUGGAAGAAUUUUAGGGUUUUUCUGGGUUUGGUGGGGGGUAAAUAGGGUCAAUGAAUUUGGGGGAUUUGAACAAGGUGUGGGAAAUCAAGACUUUGAAGAAACCUGGGGAAGAUGAAGCAAGGAAGAUUCUUGAAAAAGUAGCAAAGCAGGUUCAGCCAAUCAUGAGCAGACGAAAAUGGCGGGUGAAACUUCUCUCUGAAUUCUGCCCAAAAAAUCCAGCACUUUUGGGGCUAAAUGUAGGAGGGGGUGUGCACGUGAAGCUGAGGCUUCGGAGGCCAAACCGGGAGUGGGAUUUCUUCUCUUUCAAUGAAAUUCUUGACACCAUGCUCCAUGAGCUUUGCCACAAUAUUCAUGGUCCUCACAAUGCGAGUUUCUACAAGCUUUGGGAUGAACUUCGAAGGGAAUGCGAGGAGCUGAUGACUAAGGGGAUAAUGGGAACCGGACUUGGGUUUGAUCUUCCUGGGAGGCGUUUGGGUGGAUUUUCUCGUCAGCCUCCCCUUUCAUCUCUUCGAGCAACAGCUGCUGCAGCUGCGGAAAAAAGAGCAUACUCUAGCACUCUACGGCCCUGCGGACCUCACCGUCUUGGUGGCGAUAGCACCAUCAUGUUAGCACUUAGUCCAAUACAAGCCGCCGCAAUGGCAGCAGAAAGGCGUUUACUUGAUGAUCUCUGGUGCGGUUCUUAUUCUGCAGAGAUUUUAGCAGAUGAAGAAAACUUUAAUGACACUUAUAAGGAGUGUGUCCCAGUAAGGGAAAUUUCUACGGGCUUGAGCGAAAACUAUGCAAGAUCAGUGAAGAGAAGAUAUGGGUCGGAUGCUCAUUCAUUUCCUUUGUCCUCCAAACACCAACAGGGAUCUGAAGUAUUUGAUCUCACUCAGGAUGGUUCUGAAAUUAGAUCUCCUACAAGAAGUUGCAAAGCCCAGAAGGCUUCAUCAUCUGUCGUUUCCGAUUCAGCUCAUAGUGCAGAUGAAUCUUCCAUGUGGAAAUGCACCACAUGCACCUUACUAAACCCGCCAUUGGCUCCAAUAUGCGAGUUGUGCAGCGCAGCAAGACCAAAGGAAAGGGCAAUCAAGUACAAGAUUUGGUCCUGUAAAUUCUGUACGCUAGAAAACAAUGCGAAGCUGGAGAAAUGCGAGGCUUGUGGUCAGUGGAGAUACUCAUACGGGUCGCCGUUAUCAACCCGAGCACCUAACCUUGGCACAUGAAGGAGUUCAUCUCUGUUUACUCCGCGAUCGAAAGCUAAUGAAAUCUAUUACCAAUCACCAUUUUCUUACCGACAAGAUUCUCAAAUCGUCGCUAUGACUUCAGGUUGGUUUGGCUGACGAUAUAGAGCCCGAGUCUAUUAUGUGGAAUCACUAGUUUGCUAAAUUUGAACAUGAAAGUAUGUGCUUCAUUACAGUCACUUGUGGUUUCAUUUUUUCUUUGUCUUCUGAUUGAAUUCAGGUUUCGGGCCCGUCUCCGAUCAGAUCGAAGUCAGAUAAGAUAAGUGUUUAUGUUUUGUGGAUUUUGGAUUAGAACUUAGAACACUAUGAAAGCCUCGGAAUGUAGAAUUUUGUGGCAACUGUUCGUGCAUUAAAAAAAAUGCUUGUGAAAUCAGCUGCUUGUUCAUUAGGGUUUCGUCUAUAACUUUGCUUGCAAGGAAAGCUAACGACCCAAAACCUA
This is a messenger RNA of Tarenaya hassleriana, 1911 nucleotides long. RefSeq lists its product as uncharacterized. The record is from RefSeq and is a predicted model, not a curated record. Bases 303 to 1454 code for a protein of 383 amino acids. Lineage: Eukaryota; Viridiplantae; Streptophyta; Magnoliopsida; Brassicales; Cleomaceae. The transcript has 5 exons.